Diospyros lotus (date-plum) is the source of this 3201-nucleotide messenger RNA. Its product is annotated as protein NARROW LEAF 1-like. The transcript is spliced from 6 exons. Bases 852 to 2672 code for a protein of 606 amino acids. Lineage: Eukaryota; Viridiplantae; Streptophyta; Magnoliopsida; Ericales; Ebenaceae. The record is from RefSeq and is a predicted model, not a curated record.
AUCCUCUUCCUUCUUCGGCCUCUCUAGACCCGCUUGAAUUUUCUCCUUUUCUUCUGCGGUUUUGGUUUUGUGGUAAGAAAAAAAAGGAGUUAUUUGGGGGAAAAGUGCGCAACUUUUGGGGAGCAAAUUUGGAUGGGGCCUCCCCAGAAAAUUAUAAUAUCAACAAUUGGGCUGGAGCCAUGGAGGGAUCCAAAGAAAAUCCUCUCUCUCUCUCUUUCUCUCGCUCUCCCUGUUACUGUCUCUCUUCGUUUGAGAUCUUGUCGUGCUCACUGUGAAGUGAAAGGGAAAGAAAAGAAAAGAAAAGAAAAGGGAAAGGAUGAUGGAGAAGCAAAAAGGAUGAAAGGAGAAAAGGGCAGAGAAAAAACACUAUUAAAUAGUGCCUCGCAUUUUCACUGCUGGAUGGAUACUGCAGGUUACAGAUAUUUAUUUAUGGGUUUCUCUCUCUCUCUCUCUCUUAAAGAGCAGUACCGAGGCUGGCAAAUUUGGGGUUUUGAUUUAACAUUUUACCAACUAAUGAGGAGGACGGACGUGGUGGGAAUUUAUGUAAUUAGGGCAUGAAAAUCUGCAAGCUCCAUCUUUGUUGGUAGAUUAUUACUCUUUUGCAGAUGAGUGUGAAUAGGUCUAAAAGUGUGAAGUACAGAGAUGAUUAUGCAAAAAGAUACUCUUCUCCUUGAGGGUGAAUUUAUUGAAUGCUCGUCAAGUUUCCGUACCUGAGAGAAAGUAUGGGAUGGGGUGACCAUGCUGGGCGAAUGUAAAAUAAAGAAAGGGGGUCUGACCAUAUUUGGGCCUUUGUUUUUAAGCUCUUGGAUACUUGGACAAUAUCAAUUAAUAAUCGCAAGUAGGACUGAAAGAUGGAUGGAGGUAGAUUGGAUUUAAGAUUUCAUCAAUCUGGAUCCACGCCAUCAGAAGAAUCAGCUCUGGAUUUGGACAAAAACUACUGUAACAAAACCAAUCUACCAUCAUCAUCCAGUCCACCAUCACCCCAAGCUUUUGCAUCAAGUAAUCAGCACUCUGAAAGCAAUGCUGCCUACUUCUCGUGGCCCACUUCCAGCCGAUUAAUUGAUGCAGCUGAAGAUAGGGCAAAUUACUUUGGUAACCUUCAGAAGGGAGUUUUACCUGAAACUCUUGGACGACUGCCUUCAGGGCUGCAAGCAACCACCUUGCUUGAACUGAUGACCAUUAGGGCAUUUCACAGUAAGAACUUGCGUCGUUUCAGUCUUGGCACAGCAAUUGGAUUUCGGAUUCGUCGAGGAUUCUUAACUGAUAUACCUGCUAUCCUUGUCUUUGUUGCUCGGAAGGUUCACAGACAAUGGCUCAAUCAUAUACAAUGCUUGCCGGCUUAUCUCGAGGGCCCUGGUGGCGUGUGGUGUGAUGUUGAUGUUGUAGAAUUCUCUUACUUUGGCGCACCUGCUGCAACACCAAAAGAACAAUUGUAUAAUGAGCUUGUAGAUGGUUUGCGGGGAAGUGAUCCAUACAUUGGUUCUGGUUCCCAGGUUGCAAGCCAAGAAACAUGUGGAACCUUGGGUGCUAUUGUCAAGAGCCGAACAGGAAAUCGGCAGUUGGGCUUUCUUACAAAUCGCCAUGUGGCCGUUGAUUUGGAUUACCCAAACCAGAAAAUGUUUCAUCCCCUGCCACCAAGCCUUGGACCUGGGGUUUAUCUUGGUGCUGUGGAAAGAGCCACAUCAUUCAUAACAGAUGAUCUUUGGUAUGGUAUCUUUGCCGGGGCAAACCCAGAAACUUUUGUUCGAGCUGAUGGGGCCUUCAUUCCUUUCUCUGAAGAUUUUGACAUGUCGAAUGUGACCACAUCAGUUAAGGGAAUAGGUGCAAUUGGUGAGGUUAAUGUGAUCGAUUUGCAGUCUCCAAUUAACAGCCUAAUUGGCAGGCAAGUUUUAAAAGUUGGAAGAAGCUCUGGCUUGACUACAGGGACUAUAAUGGCUUAUGCCCUGGAGUACAAUGAUGAGAAAGGGAUUUGUUUCUUUACUGAUUUUCUAGUUGUUGGGGAGAAUCAACAGACCUUUGACCUUGAAGGUGAUAGUGGAAGCCUGAUUCUCUUAACAGGUCAAAAUCAGGAGAAACCGCGGCCAGUUGGGAUCAUUUGGGGUGGGACAGCUAAUCGAGGUCGGUUGAAAUUAAGAGUUGGGCAACCUCCCGAGAAUUGGACUAGUGGAGUUGAUCUGGGGCGUCUUCUUGACCUCCUUGAGCUUGAUCUGAUUACAAACAACGAAGGACUUCAAGCUGCACUGCUAGAUCAAAGAAAUGCUUCUGCAGUGGGCAUGGAUUCUACCGUGGGGGAAUCAUCUCCCCCUGACCGGGUCCAACUGAAAGUUAAAGCUGAGAACCAUGAACCUCUUGGGUUACACAUCCAGCAACUUCCUACUGAAGGUGAAUCUCAUCAGAGGCUAACCACACCAUUCAUGCACGAUGAGUUUCGUAUUGAAGGUGGUAUUGAGGCAGCUCCCAGUGUAGAGCACCAGUUCCUUCCAUGUUCUGGAAGAACUCUGGCUCAGGAAAACAAUCAAUCGGGACAUUCAGAAACAAGAACCCUUGCAGCAUUGAGGAACAGAUCCACUGAGGAUCCUUUGGUUUUCUUGCAGCUGGGCGAGCCAGAUCCAAAGAGAAGGCGACAGUUUGAUUCUCCAUUACGCAUCAGAAGCCCAGAACGAAGCAAAUGAGAACCAACUCAUAUUUUGCUCGCCGUGAUUCUUUUGCAAAAGUGCCUUCACUGGGAUGCUUCACAUUCUGGUCCAAAUUCCGGUGCCUGCAGACACUUAGAAUUGCAUCUUGAAGUUCCAGCUUCCGGGUUACGGAGGCGAAUCCAGAUCAUGCCUCCCACGAGAUUAUAAUACUACCUUUGCUGCUUAUAUUUUGUUCAAGUUUACAACCAUAGGUUACAUAUGUGGUUUAUACGAUAUUUAAGGGAAAAUAUGUCUUAGGAGGGUAACUGUAUAUUGUUCUUUAUCUGAUUUGUAAUUUUGUACCAUUUUGUCCAAGACAUUUGUAUCAUUAUAGGGUUAUGAACUGCUUCCGCAAGAGAACAAGAAUGUAAGGGAAUGUUAGUUUUGGCCAGCAACCCAAUUUACUCGGUUGCUGGCCCCGAGUUCUUGGUGAAAUUGCUGGUAAAAUAUUGUUCUUGUUUGCAGAACAAUAUGAAAGGGUAGAAGUGGUGCACCUGUGGGUUAUAAAAUGGAGUUCAAAUUCAAA